AUGGAACAAAAGAUAAUUCAAAUUCGGUCGAACGACGGCGCUGUAGUAAAAAGAGCGCUCAUCAACUCUGAGGGUCUCUCUCGUUGGCUGCAAGAGCUUAGCGAAGAGCACGACUUGGAACCCGGUGUCAAGUACAAGUAUUUACUUGAUGCUGACUGUGUUGGUCAUGACGAGUAUGGCACCUUGAAAGCAGAAGUUAUCUAUAGUCUGCCUCCCGUUAGGAAAAAGCAAAAGACGACGUCAUCGACGAUAGCAGAAUUGAUCAAUGUCAAGAAUUUUGACGCGGCCUUUUCGAAGCUAGAGGAGACCUCCGUCCAGUUUAGGGAAAACGAUAUGGAGGCUGAGAAUGACAUUUGCAGCCCAGUCAAGAUUCACGAUACAUGGAUGGGUCACGAAGAAAUUUUGAAGCAAGACCUCAGGGACACUUGUGCAAAACUACGACUGAAUAUUGAGAUGCAACCCGAAGGGAAUCGCACAGCACGAGUGAGCAUUUCCCAAAUUCCUUGCCAGCGAGAUUGGUUUUCCUCUGCUCUCAGUGGAUCCCAGUACGCGCCGGCAAUUUGCCGUACAACAGCUGGAAAAAUCGACAAUUCUGUCCUUAUUGGAGUGGAUGAGGUCAUGGAACUGAAAAACGUUGGGACCAUCCAUCAAAUCGCGUCACUGGCAGGAGAAAUCGCGGCUGAGUGCUUCCAAGAAAACAAACACCAGCAAGUGUCAUUUUUCAUCACAUCUCUUCGAAUAGCUGCUUUUUCUACAUCAAGCGGGAGGCCUGUCAUACCAUUCGAUCCACCAAUCGCGGAUGAAUCGGCGGUAGAAGUUGUACUUCGCGAAUACCUGCACGGACGCGACAUGGAGAAGUGCAAAGCCUUGGUCAUUUCUGCCGCUGGUUUUCACUUUCGAUCUAUGGUAUUUGCCGCACAAGUGAUUGCUAAGGAAUUAGAUCCAAAAGUGCCAUCGGUUCUUUCAGAAGUCUUUCAACGGUGGAAAGUGAGAGUUGGGGGUUUCGAGGACCUGUGUGAAAAUAUAAGAGACUACGUGUCGGAUUGUUGCAAAGGGGUUUCGAGAGGAUCGCAACCGGAGAAAAGAAUGAGCAACCUGGAAGAUUUUCUUGACCGUACAGGAGCUCUCCCUCCUCCUUUGAUAUGUUGUGCAUUUGGUGUCAUCUCUGACGAUCAGACCGGCGUCGGCAGUCGCAUGAUCGACAGGAAGCACCCACUCUUUGGCCUUUUCAACUGCGAGUUCGCCUUUAUGGAUCCAGCAAAGCACUUAGAGCAGUUCGGCACAUUCUAUGACCUCUUCCGUUCAAGCAUCCGUUUGCCUGUGCUAUCCGGAAAGCAAGAGGUCGUAGUCCCUAGGAAGGCCAGCAAGCACGCUACAGACUGGUUCCACAAGCUCGAAUACCCGAAAGGAAUGACCAUUAGCACAGAGUCCAUUUUGGAGGUUUGUGCACGCAAGCCAGUUCUCACCAAAGAAGGCAAGAAAUUGUCCGAAGGGAAAUACUACGCACCUUCUGCUAGGCAGCACCCGUUAAUUGACCGUGCUUUCGUUGCAUCCUAUGGAAGGGAUCAGGCUGUUGUGCUCAUACAAGACAAGCUAAGCAAGGACGAACCGAAAGCAGUCAAAGAUCUCAAUGCUGCGGCAAACUUGAUUCGAGCACAAAACACAGAAAUGGAAGUUCUAUGCAUUGUGAACAUUAUUGGAGCCGGGGCGGCGACAACCGCGCAAGACUCGCUUGAACACCCCUACACCCUUGUCCGAGAAGAUGAAUUAGACGGUUUCUAUUCCGUAAACUUUUCUGGUGUUGCUAGGUUCGCUCGUCAGCGGAAAGAACUGGCUAAUUCUCAAGAAGGUGAGUGUUCGGGGUAG
This is a messenger RNA of Seminavis robusta, 1866 nucleotides long. The record is from the annotation of a GenBank genome assembly. Lineage: Eukaryota; Bacillariophyta; Bacillariophyceae; Naviculales; Naviculaceae.